Molecule: messenger RNA, 1605 nt
Organism: Didymodactylos carnosus
Lineage: Eukaryota; Metazoa; Rotifera; Eurotatoria; Philodinida; Philodinidae
Source: the annotation of a GenBank genome assembly
AUGAAUGGUAGAUGUUACAAGCAUAUUUAUACCAAAUUGUCAACCAAAGCUACCAGCAUUAAAGAUGCGGGAGGCCGUAAACAAUUGAAAAGCGUCGGGCAAACUCGGGUCUCAACAUUUCGUCGUUGGGCUGGGUUGGGUCGAACUCAAAAAUUUUUAAGAUUGACGGCCGGACUUGGGUCUCAAGUUUUCUUGGCCGUGCUAGAAAGUGUUGGCCCGUGCCGAUCUCUGUCACAUCCCUCAUCACUUGCGUUACAUCUUACAUGGUUAGCUCAAAAAAUAUUUAAUAUUAAAGAUUACGGGGCGGAAGGUGACGGUAAAACAGACAAUACUGAGGCAAUUACGACAGCAAUUUUAGCUGCUUCCCAACAAUCGAGUGGUGGUUAUGUUUACGUGCCAGCCGGAGAUUUUCUGAGUGGUGCACUCAAUUUGACAUCGAAUGUUUAUCUAUAUCUCGACCACAAUUCUAUUUUACGUGUCUCUGAUGAUCCGGCUCUCUACUUUUGUGUACCCAGUACAACAACGGAUACCGGUCCGUGUGACUUUCCGUUUCUUUUUCUCUCGAAAUUACAACAUUCUGGUAUAUUAGGAUAUGGCAUGAUUGAUGCUGGUGCAAAUAGCCCGCCUGGACAUUUGGUUAGGGAAUAUGAUAGCAGUACCAACAUGUUGUUACCAUUAGAAUGGAAACUUCCGCGAUGCACCUACUUCAGUUGUCGUCCAAAGCUGAUGGUCAUUAAGGAUAGUUCAUUUGUCUCUCUCGCCAAUUUGACGAUAACCAAUUCACCGCUGUGGACAAUCACGGCCGUUGAAAGUGAAUACAUCAUCAUUGAUUCGGUUACCAUUCUCGGCGAUAGACGUUGGCCAAAUAACGAUGGUAUUGACUUGAUCAAUUCCAGACAUGUCCUUAUCAGGAACACCACUAUUUCAACGGGUGACGAUUGUAUCGCUAUUGUUUCUCAUGAUUCAAGCGCGAUCUUUAAUAUUACAGUAGAAAAUUGUAAACUAACGAGUACAUCAGCUGCUAUUAAAAUUAGUGCCUUUGAACAAAACGCAACGGGAAAUAUAUACGAUUUAAAUUUUCGAAACAUUCAAAUAACAGAUACAAAUCGUGGUGUUUGCAUAGCACCGCGAUGGGGAAGUGGUACACUUUCAAACAUGACAUUCACUAAUUUAACAAUGGAAACACACUAUUAUUCUACAGCGUGGUGGGGCACAGCAGAACCAAUUUAUGUCACAGCAUUAUCCAUGUCAGAGACGCGUUCAUGGAAAGGUCAAGUAAAAAACAUUCAUUUUGAAAAUAUUAGUGCUCGAAGUGAACAAGGCGCAAUACUAGUGGGAAAUACGAGUAUCCUUCAGAAUAUCACAUUGCGAAAUAUACAACUGACUAUAGAUCAGUUCAGCAAUUUAAGCCAUCCUGCUCACGACUAUAAACCAUCAAUCGAACCACAAUUUACUUAUGCACCUAUUGAUGUCGCAUUAAAGACAUUGAAAUUUUUUCUUGAACCAAUAGAAGAUUCAAAGUCAACACCUGAGAUCGGAUUGAAGCCAGUACGAGAAAAUGUGUUUCGACUAAAACAAACGACAACUGAAAUGUAUCGAGAAUGA